AUGCAUCAUGACACAAACCUGUACAUGAGCAUCACCAUGGAGUUUAAUCCUUGGAGAGACUACUUUCAGCUGGCCUCACUUGUCCAAAAGAUGGCACGCAUGGAAAUUGCCAAACCACCGCCUGUUGAAGCGCUCCUGAUAAACUCUCCUAAAGAAGGCCAGGCUAACGGGGAAGACUCUCUAACUUGCCUGAUACCUAUUAAGGAUGAACAUACAGACAUCUUUAAGCUGCCUGACUCCUUCUCUAAAGAUGGACUUAACUCAUUGCACAACUUAAAAUUGAACAAGCAUCUUGCCUAUCAAUACCAAGCCAAAACUCUUGAUGACAUCUUUCAGACUGAAAUACGCAAGCCAAUCAAACCCUCCCAAGUUCCUGUCUUAUCAUCCGCUAAACGUCAAGCUCGUUCACGUGUGAGUGCCAUGUGUCAUUUCUGUAAACACAACGGGGAGUCACGCCAUGUUUACUGUGGCCACAACCUGAAGGAUGAGCAGGGUAAAAUCAUCUGCCCCAUUCUCAGAAUGUAUACCUGUUCACUGUGUGGGGCAACUGGAGAAUCCUCCCACACCAGGAAGUACUGCCCCAUCAACAAGAAAAAGAAAAUCUCCCCACAAACGCUGAACGCAACUCUGCUGGGCACCGGAUGA
Molecule: messenger RNA, 645 nt
Organism: Bufo gargarizans (Asiatic toad)
Lineage: Eukaryota; Metazoa; Chordata; Amphibia; Anura; Bufonidae
Product: nanos homolog 1-like
Exons: 1
Coding region: 1-645 (214 amino acids)
Biological process (GO): negative regulation of translation; oogenesis
Cellular component (GO): perinuclear region of cytoplasm
Molecular function (GO): zinc ion binding; mRNA binding
Source: RefSeq, a predicted model, not a curated record